Molecule: messenger RNA, 8222 nt
Organism: Chironomus riparius
Lineage: Eukaryota; Metazoa; Arthropoda; Insecta; Diptera; Chironomidae
Source: the annotation of a GenBank genome assembly
GUCGAAAUCAGUCCGCUCAAAAAAUAUAAACAACAAAAAAAAAAUGACGGCAAAUAUUAUUUCAGAAAAACUUACUUUAUUUAAGAAUAUAAACAUUAGAAGUAGUCUAAAUGAGUCGUUUAAAGAUCAAGAAGCAGAUAAACUUGCUGGCUUUUUACAAAGUGGAAAGUUCUCCUGGAUAGCAUUUGACGCUAUUCUUCGAAUAGUCUCUACAGAUACAGGCGUAGAAAUCGCUUAUUGUAAUUUCGCAAAGCAUCACGGGAUCGAAGGAUGUAUAAUUAAUUAUGUAGAAGAAAUAAACUACUUGCCCGGAAUUUGUAUAUUAGCAGUCAGCAUUGAAUUCAUAAAUAAUGCAGCCAGAGCUGGAAUGGUCUGUCUAUUUUGCGUACAAGGAUGCAAACUUUUAGGCUCGAUGGAUAUGUGCGAAAGAAUUACUUGCUGUAAAUAUAUAGAACGUGAUGCAUGCAGACGAAGUGUCUUGAGACAAUUUCAUGGAACAUUAGCUAUCGGAACAGAUCAAGGAAAAUUAUUCCUUGUUGACUUAAUGAUACCCAAAGAUAUUAAAGAAAUAAUAUUAUCGCCAAGUUAUGAUUGUGAAAUAUUCCCAAUGACAAAUGUGUCAGCGGAACUUGAUCAAAUGCAAAUAAAUCACCAUCAUAAUAAAAUUGUCAGUAAUAGAGAAACUGGAGAAAGAUGCUUCUUUUCUAUACAAUUAAAGCAAGUACUGGAAGAAACUGGAGCAAUAAUUACGAUGCUCUGCAUGCCUAAUUUGAAUAUGCUUGCUGUUGGAUUAGAUGAUGGACGAAUGAUUUUAUACGAUCUAAUUGAUUUGCAAGCCUUCCAUUUAGCUCAUCCUCCAGCAAAUCGAUCACCCCUAACACAUAUGAGCUAUAUUGAGCCAGCUGAUGAUCCCAGAAGUGCUGUCUAUGUCUGGACAUUUCAUUCAUCAAAAGAUGGUGGAAUUGCUGUAAUGCAUUCAAUAAUGUUUGAGAAUAGAGUUAAUGGAUUCUAUGAAAACUUUAGAUCGUGUAGUGUGAGACUUACUAUGCCUGUAUUUUAUAAAGACACGUUCCCUAUUUGUUGUCGAUCAAUUUCAAAAACUUUAUCGCAAGAUGAAGAGGAUGUGCUUACAAUAAGUCUAUUAGCAUGGACAUCACCAACAAAAAAUCUUACUCAUAUUAUGGUUUUUGACUUGAAUCAAUGGUAUAAAGAGGAAAUGCCAAAUGUUGGUGACUGGAGAAAUCCAUUAAAAUAUGCUGUAGUCUUUGAAUUGCCCAAUAUGUCAUUAGAUGUGAUUCUAAACGAAAAAUCUUUAUUACCAUUUAAUUCUAUAAUGCGACCAGAAGAGCAUUUUUAUCCAAAUUCAUUGAAUUUUGAUAUUAUCGUACUGGAAACUAACAAAUUUGCUCAUUAUCGAUGGAACGGAAUUCAGAAUUUAGUCCUGCAGCAAUUUAACAAUAUUGGUCCACAAAUUAUUUUGGAACCGAGCUACUAUUUUAAUGAAUUAAUUCAAGUUGCAAUUACUCCACAAUUUUAUGACGUUAACUUCGGAAUCGCAACUCCUUUGGACUUGAAACGAGAAUUUCUUUUAUCAGUAGCACUAGAAUACAACUUUACUGGAUUCUUGAAGAAAUGUGCUUGGGCAUGGGCAGAUGGCAGUUAUUUAGGAAAAGACGAAAAUGUUGGCAUUGGAUUAUCAACAUUAACAGAAUGGAUUUGGAAUCGAGUACGAGCUAUUAAGGAAGUUUGUAAUCAAUUGUGUCAGCCACUCUUUGAUUUUAGUGAACAAAGAAUUGAUUGUGGAACACAGAAGCAACUUUCUUUGUGUUGCAAGCAAUUGAAAAUUUUAUCUGAAUUACUUCAAAUGAUUGCAAAAGAUUAUCAAAAAUAUAUUCCGGCAGACAUUCUCAUACAAAUUAAUACACAAGCAAAUACAGUGAAAAUGGCAUCAGAUUAUCAAGAAGUACUUCAAUGGCUUCUUAAUGUUGGAUUAUUGCCCGAAGGACAUCAUAAUAAGAAAAAAGAAAUUGAUGACGAAAAUGACUUUGUUAUUGUUCCUUAUCCUUAUCGAUCCAUUAAUUCUCACUACGCUAAUCAGAGAUCAAAAUUAAAUGACGCAGAAAAUCAGGAACAUAAGCCUGCAAAAUAUUUGUUUAUUGACGCAUUUAUUGAGAACGAAUGUAGUGGAUAUGAUUUGCUUGAUUGGAGUUCCUUUUAUCCACCUAAAUCUAUUCAAUCACUUCUUCGUUCAUUGCUCGUUCCUGACAUACCAAUUGAGAAUAAAUAUGUCAUUUUUAUAUAUCUCUUUAUGGACAUAACUAAUGUCUUGAAUGAGACAUCUUAUUCCAAUAUUGUAAGGAAUUUAAUUAAAUUUCCAGCAGUUUUUAAGAUGAAUCCAUCGGUCAUCAAGAGGACACAAGCAUUUUGGAAUCUCGAUAAUGGACAAUUGGAAACUGCUGUUGAAGAAUUAAUUUCUCCAUUAUCGCAUGAUCGAUACCUUCCCAAAUGGCAACGAGAAUUAUUAAUUGGAGCACUAUUGAAACAAAAUGCAAAUAGUUUAGCAUUAAGAGCAUUACGGUGUCCUGGAAAUCCAAUUUCAUCGGAAUUAGAAGUGUCGACAUUAUUGAGUAAUAAUUUAAUUAGUGAAGCAUUAAAGAUUCAACGUGCAAGUGGCGAUAGAAGUUUACUAGAAAAGCUGUUUCAUAAAAUUCUUCAUUCAUCAAACUAUGAGCAGCUAUUGGAUCUAGCAUUGACUGAAGAUGAAGGAAAAGUGCUCAGAGAUUAUCUUCAAAAUACAGACUUGUCAAAUUGUGUAAAUUUACAUUUUGUCUAUCUUUUACAACGCUCUAAAUUUAUUGAUGCUGCAACAUUAAUGGACUCGUUUGAUAUCAGCACAACCAUUAAUUUGGAACCGCCAAAACAAGUUCUUAAUGCUUAUUAUUCAACAAUGGAACCAACAACUAGGAAAUUAACAUCAAUGGUUUAUUCUGAUAAUCAAGUUCAAGUUAAGGAUAUUCCAUCACCAUUAAGUGUCAAUUUAAUCAAGUCACGAUGUAAUGCAACAAACGAUAUUUACAAAAAAUGCGUACAGUCCAUAACGGAAGCAACUUAUGAUACAAUUCAAGAGCUCAAAGAAAUGCCAUUUAUUGGAAGUCCAAAAUUAGGAAUAUUUGAAUAUAAACAGCCAAUAGUUGAAAUGCAAGAAGCUUCAUAUCCAAUGGAAUUUAAUGACAAUGGAAAAAGGCUCAAGGAUAAUACUAGUGGAAUAUUCAUAUUAGAAGAUUUUGAAGGACCUAGAAAGAAACGUCGACGACUUGAGGAUGUAAUUGAUGCAAAGAAGCCUAAAAGUUUUGUUGAUAAGAGAAUCAGUCUGCUGCCACACUUUAGAAAUCGACGACCAAAAUUAAAUUUUACAUCCAGAACACCAAGCACAUCAUCUAGAGUAACGCCUGAUCGUGUCGCACUUUUUGGUGACUUAUUAAAAACUCCAAUAAUUGAAAAAAGAACACCACAGAAAAGUUUUCCUGAACGAGCUACUACACCUGCUUCUAUCCUUAAAACACGUUCAUGUCGAAGUUCUCCAAGUCGAUUUAGUGAAUUUGAUGACAAUAAAUCGGUUAAAUCAAUUACUUUUGCAGAAAAUUUACAAGAUUCGUCAUAUUUGGAUGAGUCAUUCGGCGAACAGCAGCUUGAAUCGUCUGCAGAAUUUUUCUCACCAGAAAAAUCGCCAAAAAUUAAUCCAAUUUUUUCAACAUCCAAUAUUUCACCCACAAAAUCAUCUGAUGUUAUUGCUAUUUCCUCAACAUCAACAAUUUCUAGUGGCCCGAAAGCACGUCCACCAAUUAAGUCUAGAUCUACAACACCCAGUGAUCAGCCAUCACAAGAAAAUAAUUUUGAAAUUACAAUACAACCAAUAUAUGAAGAGAAAAUGGAAAUGGAUAAUAUUCCAGAAAGUGAUGAAGAUGACAUGAUUAAGGAUGCUGGAAUUACAGCACAAUCAACUACAUUUGAACAGCAAUUAGAUGAGUCGACAGAAAUAGAUCCUUUCCAGAGAGAUAGUGUCUUAAAAUCAUCAUAUGAUAUAGACAGCAGUGAAAGUGAGGAAGAUAAGACACAAGAAGAUUCAAUUUAUAAGUUUGUUAGAAAAUCUGUGUUGCCUGAUAAUCCAAGUUAUAGUGAUUCAAGUGCAGAUAGUUCUAUAUUGGAACCGCCGAGAAAAAGCAUUUUAAAGUCAAGUGAUGAUGACGAGGAUAUAGCAGAAGAUGAACAUUUCGAGGAAGUGGAACUGCCAGAACAUAGCGAUUAUGAUGAUGACUCUGAACAAGAUAGUGAUGAUUACGGAAAUAUUGAUUUAGACGAUUCUGAUGAGUCAGAUGAAAGUUCAAUAAUGCCAAACGCAAAUGAAAUUAUUGAAAUUCCUGAUUCUGAUGACGAUGAUGUCCAAAUCGAAAGCAAUUCACCGAAAAUUCCAUCAUUUAAUGCUAGAAAUCCAAAAAACGUUGAAAAUAUUAUUGAAUCCUCGAAUGAAGAACGAAGAGAGAUUUUGGAACUAGCUACAGCUGAUAAUAAUGAACAAUCACAACCAAUGGCAAGCCAGGAACAAAUGAUUGACAUCCUGUAUGAUGACAUUGAGCAACAAAACGCUGUUAAUGAAAUUAAAUCUCCUUCAUUUGAACAAAUUUCACCUCAGAAAUCGUCCGAGAAUAUUGAAAGUGGAAGUUACGAGAUUGAAGUUACUGCUGAUGUUCAAGAGAAAGCAAUUAAUCCACAAAAUGAAGAAAAUGAACCUUUUGAGGACAUUCAAUUGAUUGAAAUAGCUCCAAAUGCAGUCAUUCAAUCAGAAAGUGAUGAACUUUUAGUUCAGGAAGUUCAAUUUACACAGCCAGAAAAUGUUUUAAUUCCAAAAAUUGAACAAAAAGUUUCAAAAGAAUCGAUUGCUGAUAAAAAUGAGAAACCUGAACAGCAACAAGUCAUGACAGAAGAAAAACCUUUAGAAAGAAUAAUCCCGAUUGAAUUAGAAACCAAUAAUCAAGAGAAAAUUGAGAUUAUGUUAUCAACAGAGAGUAAACAAGAUGUUUCUGAAAUGUCUGAAGAUUAUUCGUUUGCCAGCGCACAAAAUGAAUUAAAUGAUGCAGCAAUAAUCACAACUGUUGAUGAUACUUUAGUAGAUGACGAAGAGCAUCAACUUAUAAUUGUCGAAGAACAGGAAAUGGAAAUUGUCGACGAAACUAUGGAAAUAAUGGACGAAGGUCAGUCUAAUAUCGAAGAGAAUAAUCAUAAUUUAGCGAUUGUGGAACAACAAGACAUGGAAACAAUUGAAAAUCCACAAAAAUUCGAAGAACAGACACUGGAAGUAUCAAAUAAAGAUCUGGAAGGAACUAAUGACAACCUGGAAGUGACUGAAAGUAGCAAUGUGCUUGAUAAAGCUAUUGUAAUGGAAAAUGAUCCGGAAAUGACACAAGAUGAAACUUUACAAAUUACUGAACAUGAAGUAACAAAUCCAUUGGAAGUUGCUUUAUUUGAAAGUGACAUUUCCGAGAAAAUGGUAACAGCUGAAGAGAAUCUUGAGCAAACCGAAAAUAAUGUCACUGAAAACAUUUUGGAUGUUGCUAAAAUUAAUGAGACCCAAAAUGAUGAUAAUAAAGUAAAGGAAGCUCAAGUUGAGAAGCAAGCAAGUGACAAUAAAAGUCAACAAGAUGAUAAUGAUAGAGAAAUUGAGGAAAUAAUGACUGCAAACAAAAGCCCAGAACAGUCACAGAGUGUUCCAGUGGAUUUAUCAACACCAAAAAGACGUUCUACUCGUUUAAAGUCUACAGAAACUACAGAAGAGAAUACUAGAAUUAAACGUGCAGUUUCAGUUCCAAGUAGUGGCACUUCCUCUCCGAUAUCACGAUCGUCUCGUGCAUCAUCUGAAAAUCGACAUAAUCCAAAAGUAUUAUUAAAAGAAAAGAUGUUGGAAAGAAUUGAAGAAAGUCCAAGCAGUGGAAUGCUUACAAGGACGAAAUCAAGAUUAUUAAAUGAACAAAUUAGUCGUGAGACAACACCACAAUCAAGAGCUCCAUCAGAAGAAGUAGAAUCAGGUAAAAAAACACCACGAAGACGCUCUACAGCCACUCCAACAACGCCUCGUAGAAUAUUCACUCGUGGUGCAUCUAGAGAUAGUUUUGGUGGUGAUAAUGUUGUAUCAUCGUCUCAAGUUGAAGAAAAGACACCAGAGGAAGUGCCAAAAAAAGGUAGGGGCAGAAAAAAAGCAUCUGGAGCUUCAGAUGAUGAACAUGACGAUAAUAAAUCUACAAAAAGUGAAGCUAUGUCAACAAGAUCAACAUCGUCAAAAAAGAAGGAGACUCCAAUAUCAUCCAGUAAAAUCUCACCAAUUCCUUCAGCUAGUCCAAUUGAUGAACUUAAUACAAGUAAUCGACGUUUGACACGAUCACAAUUGGGGGUUCUUGAAAAAUCACGUCUAUUGGCUGAGAAAAUGUCUAAUGAACCAAUUCAAUCGCCUGCAAGGCUUCGUCCUACAAAAUCAGAUUUAAAUUCAACACGGGAAGAUGAUUCCGAUAAUGACAGCGUAAAAAGUGACAGCACGACAUCCAGAACAAGCCGAAAACGUAAAUUACCAAAACGUGCAACUAAUCAAGAUUCUGAAACGUCCAGUAUUGCAUCAAAACAGUCGAGGAAAUCCAAAAGUCCAUUAAAGAAGCAUUUAUUGUCGGUGAUUCAUGAGGAAGGGGAUUCAGAAUUAGCAGAAAAGUCAGUAACAGAGAAGAAGCGACGAGGAAAGAAGUAAAAAAGAAAUUGAUUAUUUAAUUUUGAAGUUAUUAUUAUUAGUUUUAUGCAAAAUACAAGUUUAAUUAAGUUUUUCUUUUGUAAAAUAAAAUAAAAUGGCAUCAAUUUAUUGUUAUGAAAUGCGAGUUUUAAAACGAGUUCAUUAUUUAUUGACUACAUAGAAUCACUCUUAGAAUAAUUGGUAAAUUUAAUUAAUACUUGUUCGUUUUUAGUUGUCAUGAUGAAAAAAAUAAUAAUAAUAAUAAUGACAAAAUUAAAAGGAUAUUCCGCCAACAAUUACUUUGUGUCCUGCACCUGUUUGAUCUGGUAAGGAAGAGGAAAUGAAUUUAGAUUUUUGUUUUGAUGCUUUAUAGCCAAGGCAGAGCAUUUUUGUUGUAUGUGCCCAUAAAAGUUCACCACGUUUCGUAUCAGAAUUAUAGUCAACAACAAGGCAUCCUGCAUAUUUUUCCUGAUUUCUUGGUAACAUUGGAGAUUUGAGAAACUUUUCGUUAAAUACUUGGUACAGUUUAGUUGUUGGACAUUCGUUGUUGAUUAAAUUCACACAAAUUUCUCUAGCUAAAAGCGUUUUCAUGAUAUAUUCUCCAUUUCCUGUUGUAACACAGCCUAAUGAUUGAUUAUUAAUCUUCUGACUCCAGCAGCCUGCACCUGAAAAUGAAUACAGCAUAAAUAUCAAAUCAUACGAUAAAAUUAUUAAUUAAGCAUAUUACCAAAUGAAGCAGUUUGACCAACUCGACCAGGCAAUUUUAAUAGAAUGCCCCCAGAUGAACAUCCACAAGCAACAUUUCCAUAGUCGUCGACGGCUAUAGCUCCAACAGUAUCUAAUCGAGAGAUUUGUAUAGCAUUUGAUUGCUCAUACUCUGUAAUUUUCCGUCGGUAAUAAUUGUAGGUAUUUUGAGCUUUUCUUGAGAUCAGUUCACUCUCAUUGAUAAUUUCAAGGCCGAAUUCUUUGGCGAGAACAGAAGCUCCAUUACUGGAUACAAUCAUAGGAGGCAGCCUUCCGAAUUGAAAAAGAGACGAUUGUUUAUCACAGAUCUUUCUGGCUAAAGAAAUUGGAUUUUUGACAUCAUUUAGGCAUGUACAGGCUCCAAAGUUUGAGGUAAUGCUGUCCAUUAUUCCAGCUUCACAUUCUAUACGUCCAUCCCACGUGAGAUUCGAUCCAUAACCAGCAUUUGUGUUGGGAUUAUCUUCCAUAAUCUUUAUUGCUAGUUCCACUGCGUCAAGUACUGUCCCAUUCCCGGAAUCAAGUAAGUCGCAUGCCUUUUUUGAAGAUCUCUUGCAUAGGAUCUUAUAAUUAUCUUCAUUCACAAAGUUCCCAGCUCCUGUAUGUACAGCAACUAGUCCCAUUCUAUUUAACAGUCAAUUUUCGUCUUAUUCACUACAUUAAUUUAAGUUUUAGAAUUGUGAAAAUUUCUGUUGUUAAAUUAUUGCUUAUUGUU